CAUGAUGUCCUACAUUAAGCAACCCCAUUACGCCGUGAACGGGUUAACACUGUCCGGCCCGGGCAUGGAUCUGCUCCACUCCACCGCCGUUGGAUACCCCAACACACCGCGUAAACAGCGUCGGGAGCGCACCACCUUUACACGCGCACAGCUGGACAUCCUCGAGGCUCUGUUUGCCAAAACCCGCUACCCAGACAUCUUCAUGAGAGAGGAGGUGGCCCUCAAAAUCAACCUGCCCGAGUCCAGAGUCCAGGUCUGGUUCAAGAACCGUCGUGCCAAGUGCCGCCAGCAGCAGCAGCAGAGCACGGGCCAGUCCAAACCACGCCCUCCUAAAAAGAAGGCAUCUCCUUCUCGUGAGGCCAACACUGAUGCCAGUGCCAACCCCACCAAUGGACCCUACAGCCCUCCACCCCCUCCUCCAGGCACCGCCAUCACUCCCAGCUCCAGCUCUGCUAGCGCCACCGUGUCCAUCUGGAGCCCAGCCUCCAUCUCCCCGCUGCCAGACCCCCUGUCUGCCUCCACCACCCCCUGCAUGCAGCGCACCACCUACCCCAUGACCUACACCCAGGCCCCAGCCUACAGCCAGAGCUACGCAGGCUCCUCCUCCUACUUCACUGGUCUGGACUGCAGCUCCUACCUGUCCCCCAUGCACCCGCAGCUGUCGGGCACUGGAGGUGCCCUGAGCCCCAUCACAGCCUCCUCGAUGGGUGGGCCCCUCAGCCAGUCCCCCGCAUCGCUCUCCUCACAGGGCUACACAGCCGCCUCGCUGGGCUUCGGAGCCGUCGACUGUCUAGACUACAAGGACCAAGCUGCCUGGAAGCUCAAUUUCAAUGCCACUGACUGUCUGGACUACAAAGACCAGAACUCCUGGAAGUUCCAGGUCUUGUAA
Messenger RNA from Acanthopagrus latus (yellowfin seabream), 889 nucleotides. RefSeq names its product homeobox protein otx5-like. Gene Ontology annotation, molecular function: DNA-binding transcription factor activity, RNA polymerase II-specific; RNA polymerase II cis-regulatory region sequence-specific DNA binding. Gene Ontology annotation, cellular component: nucleus. Lineage: Eukaryota; Metazoa; Chordata; Actinopteri; Spariformes; Sparidae. The transcript is spliced from 3 exons. Gene Ontology annotation, biological process: regulation of transcription by RNA polymerase II; multicellular organism development. The record is from RefSeq and is a predicted model, not a curated record. Bases 2 to 889 code for a protein of 295 amino acids.